AUGGCUUCCAUCCGCGUGCUGUCGUUCGAUACUGAGGGCCGCCCUGUGCGGUUCACCGCUUGGCUAGAUGACCUGCAGCUGUUUCUCCUGAGCGAUAGCAAGGAGCAUGUGUCGCUCUAUGAUUACGCGUCUGGUGCUGCGCCUGCCCCUCCUGCCACAGCUGAGCUUAGUGUUCGUUCCCACUGGCAGACUCGUGACGCAGCUGCUCGCCUAGCCAUUCGCAGUCACCUGCCGUUAGCUGAGCUAGAGCAUUUUGGCGACUGCAAAUCCGCUAAGGCCCUGUACGACGCUGUCGUCGCUCGCUACUCCUCGCCUGCCACAGCCGAGCUUAGCCGCCUCAUGCUGCCGUACCUGUUCCCCGAUCUGUCCACCUUUACUACAGUCGCCGAUCUUAUCACCCACCUUCGCACUAGUGAUGCUCGCCUGCGUGCCGCCCUUCCCACCGAGUUCUGCGCUAAGAACCCCCCUCCACUGUACUGGACACUCCACUUCAUAGUCACCCGUCUCCCUGACACCCUCCGCUCAGUUCGAGACCACUUCCUUGCUCGCUGUCCCACUGAGCUCACAGUCGCCCUCCUAGAGGAGCACCUGCUCGCGGCCGAAAAGAGCAUUGUAGCUGUCGGUGCUGCUCGUGGCGCUCCUCGCACCCCCAUCUUUGAGGGGUGUUCUCCCUCUCCCCUCGCUCCCUCCUACGCUGCUGCUGCUGCUGCUGUUGACUUCCUUGGUGCUGAUGCCCGCUGUUCUUAUGUCAUUCGCACAGGUGACCGCAAGGGACAGACGUGUGGGAGGUUCCACACCCCGUACCGCUGCUUCUCCCGCCUUGACGACGCUUGGCGUGAGGAGAUGGGUGCGGAUGUUGAGCGCCCCCGCUGGGCUGAGCUCAUGAGGGCUGGUGUUGAUGUCUUUGCUCUUGACUAUGAUGCUAUUAUUGCUGCCAUGUAUGCAUUGACUGUUAGUGCCGAGGGAGACUGUUACUUGUGUGUGCCGCCUGACCCAGGUAUAGAGCCUGCUGCCCUGGGUACUAGUGAGUCUGCUCUCUCUGGUAUGGUGCCCCCUGUACUUGCUCCCCCCAGUGCUGUCCCGGCUGGUUUCGAGUCUGCUCUCUCAGGUACAGCACCCACAGAGACUGCUCUCUCAGGUACCGCACCGGCUGAGGCCUGUCACACCUUCACCCUUGACUCAGUCCUUGCCCAGUCCACCACUGUCCUCCCUUGUCCGGCGGUUCCGUCUGGCUCGUUGUCGGGUUUCCACCUCCCCUCGUUCUCGACGAACCUGGUGAGCAACGCUGUCCUCCAGGAUCAGUGGGUUGACACCUUUACCCCUGGCGGACAGCGUGUGGCGAUCUGCACGUGCUCCAGGACCGGCCGUCACCUGGCUACGUUCACCCGUCGGCCGGGGUCGAGUCUCUACACACUGACCACUGCGUCUCCCCAGGUAGCUGCUGUCGGUCAGGUGUCUGCGUCAGGUCUGGUGGCCCACACCUGUGAGUGUCGUUCCCUGUCGCACCAGACUCUUCUCUGGCACCACCGCCUGGGUCACCCCUCCUUGCCACGCCUUCGUGGCAUGCACCGUCGCCUCCUUGUGUCCGGUCUUCCCAGGUCCCUCCCUCCCCUCCCUGCCUCGCCUGCGCCGCCUUGCCUUCCUUGCGUCGAGGGGCGGCAGCGCGCCGCUCCUCACUCCUCCUCGUUCCCCCCGACAGAGGCUCCUCUGGAGACCCUCCACCUGGACGUGUGGGGCCCAGCCCGCGUUCGUGGUCAGGGCGGUGAGCGGUACUUUUUGCUGGUUGUCGACGACUACUCGCGUUACACCACGGUCUUCCCCUUGCGCACCAAGGGUGAGGUCCCUGCUGUUCUGAUCCCUUGGAUCCGCACGGUUCGUCUCCAGCUCCGCCGCCGUUUCCGGACGGAUCUUCCUGUCCUGCGUCUGCACUCUGACAGAGGUGGUGAGUUUUCCUCCGACCUCUUGAGGACCUUCUGUCAGGCGGAGGGCAUCGAGCAGACCUUCACGCUUCCGGACUCCCCACAGCAGAAUGGGGUUGCUGAGCGUCGCAUUGGCCUGGUCAUGGAGGUCGCUCGUACCUCCUUGGUCCACGCGGCGGCUCCCCAUUUUCUGUGGCCGUUUGCUGUCCGGUACGCCGCGCAUCAGCUCAACCUCUGGCCCCGUGUCUCCUUGCCGGAGACCUCGCCCACACUGCGUUGGACGGGGGAGGUUGGCGAUGCGUCGCGCUUCCGGGUGUGGGGUGCUCGUGCCCUUGUCCGCGAUACGUCUGCGGACAAGCUCUCCUCCCGCACGCUUCCCUGUGUCUUCCUUGGCUUUGUCCCUGACGCGCCUGGCUGGCAGUUUUACCACCCCACCUCGCGCCGGGUCUUCGCCUCUCAGGAUGUCACCUUUGACGAGUCGGUGUCUCUCAGGUAG
Closterium sp. Yama58-4 is the source of this 2415-nucleotide messenger RNA. The record is from the annotation of a GenBank genome assembly. Lineage: Eukaryota; Viridiplantae; Streptophyta; Zygnematophyceae; Desmidiales; Closteriaceae.